This is a messenger RNA of Dracunculus medinensis (Guinea worm), 936 nucleotides long. The record is from the annotation of a GenBank genome assembly. NCBI's taxonomy places the organism in Eukaryota, Metazoa, Nematoda, Chromadorea, Rhabditida, Dracunculidae.
AUGAAAUUGUUUUAUUCGAUUUUAUUUUUUAUAAUUUUAAUGAUAAUCAACGCAGAACGUGAGCAGGUGCAGCACGGUGCAGCAAGUGCUAAAUUUCGCUCUGAGCAUAUCUCACAUGGAAGGCAUAAUCUGGAAUCGGAUCAUCAAGCAGUCUUAGGAUCUAAGAAAAUGGCGAGUGAAUUUGAUGAAUUACCUCAAGAUGAAUCAAAAAGGCGACUUGCAGUUAUUGCUCAUCGGAUGGACACAAAUGGUGAUAAUUUCAUCGAUGAAUUUGAGCUUAGCGACUGGAUACAUAGGUCAAUGUUAUCAGUAGAUAAGGAAGAAACAGAUGAACGAUUUGUUGAGAUGGAUUCGAAUAGAGAUGGAUUUAUAACUUGGGAAGAAUAUAUUGGUGAUGCUUAUGGUGAUUUGAGUGUUUAUUUUAAGAUGGAUGUAGAAGAUGAACGUUUAAUGCGCGAAGAUAAAAGUUAUUUUGAAGCGGCCGAUCGAAAUCAUGAUGGAAAAUUAUCGGCUGAAGAGUUCGACUCCUUUAAUAAUCCGGAAAAUCAUGAAUUCAUGCAUGAUACUCUCAUUAAAAUGACGCUGGCUGAUAAAGAUGCAAAUAAUGAUGGAAAAAUCGAUCUUUAUGAAUUUCUCGGUGAAACUCGUAUAGAUUCGAAUUCUGAGUGGUACGUAGUUGAAAAAAAUCGCUUUGAAAACGAUUAUGAUGUAGAUAAAAAUGGUUUUCUUGAAGGAGUCGAAAUUACAAAUUGGUUAAUUCCUGAUUUAAGGGCUACCGCUCAACAGGAAGCUGAACAUUUGAUCUCUAAUACUGAUAAAAAUGGUGAUGGUCGUUUAACGAUUGAUGAAAUCGUUGCUGAAUAUGCGUUAUUUGUUGGUUCAGAAGCGACAAAUUAUGGAGAGAAACUCAAUGAAGUAAGCCAUGAUGAACUUUGA